GACACGGCUGCCCUCAAGGGCAAGGGCCGGAAGAGCAUGGACAGGCAUGGAACUACCCUUCAUCGGUCCCACCCGCCCGGCGGCCAGCCGGGGCAGAUCACCGCCGCGAAGCCCAACACACAGGCUGCCAGCAUGGAGCAGGCAGCCAUUAAGGCGAGGUCUCAGGUGCGUCUGCGCCAGGCGGCGGAGCAGGUGGAGGCGGAGGCGAAGGAGGCGGCGGCGGCACCAGCACCUGAAGUCAUGCUCGCGUGCGAUGAGCCACGGUGAACCAGCUUAACCAGAAGCCUUACUAGCAUGCACGACGGUUGCUUAUGUUUAACGUGACAACUCAUGGUCGCGCUAAAGGAGCGGGAAGCGCUGAGUGUCCACGAUGUUCAUGCGCACCGUCCCUCCAGUUGACUCAGUGACGCAGCCGUGGGGUGUCAUGGCGUAAGCAUUUUGCAGUCGAAAAUUCUUUGGAAUUGUUUCUGCAGCGCGCAUAGUUAUAGAUGUGGCGGAAUCACAUUCCGCGGCACCAUUGAAAGUCGCGCUUUGGGCGACAUCAUAAGUUGAUAGGAAUCAGUUUGCUCCAAGCGCAGGUUAAUGUCAGCGAUGUGAUUGCAUGCAGCAAUCGAUUCAGUUUCCGGGGGCCUCGGGAGUGAUAGAGCUUUCGGUCCGUCACUGAGGAGUGAUUGACAAGACGUGCAUGUAAAUUAUGUUCUCU
Molecule: messenger RNA, 703 nt
Organism: Chlamydomonas reinhardtii
Lineage: Eukaryota; Viridiplantae; Chlorophyta; Chlorophyceae; Chlamydomonadales; Chlamydomonadaceae
Exons: 2
Coding region: 37-267 (76 amino acids)
Source: RefSeq, a predicted model, not a curated record